AUGGCCACUGACUUCCCACAUUCUCUUCUAUUACCCUUCCAAACCCAAAACCAUAACGUGCCAAUGGCCUCGUUCUCACAAUCUCCAGUCGUCUCUUCCCUCAAACCCAUAAAGAAGAGUUAUGCUCUUUCUCCAAAUCCCAAAAACUUCUUUACAUUUAAGAACUUCAAGGUCUCAUCCUCUAUAGGCCCCUCCAACCCAGAAUCUUCUCCAAAUUCUCAAGAAAACCCAUCGGAAUCCCCGCCCCGGGAUACAGACCCAGUUAAGCUCGCAUUUGCCAAAGCUAAGGCAUAUAAGAACUCCGUAAUUUUCAACAGCCCGCCUCCAAAUACUGUUCAAGAAUCGUUGAAUGAAGUUAACAGAAAGAACGAUAGGUUAGAAUCUGAUGAAAUUCAGGAUGAUACAGCAAAGGACUAUGAGAAUAAUAAAGGCGUUGUCGGAAUUGAAUCAACUAUUUCAAGAAUUGUUCAAAACCCUGUUACAGGAGAAAAAAAGAUUGAUGAUUCGGAUGAAAUUAAGGAUAUUGAUGGGGAGAAAGAGGUUCCAUUGGCUGUUAAACUUGCAUUGGAAAAAGCAAAGGAGUAUAAAAAGAACAAUGGUGUCACGGAUACUAGUGCUGUAAGAGUUGGGGGCAGUGAAACCUUAGAUUCAGGACUCAAGGGAAGGAAUGUGCAAAGUGUUGGAGAUAAGCAACCUAAAAAGAAUGCCAGUAAGGAGGAAUUGUCGAUUUCAAGUAUUGAUUUUGUGGGGCUUGAAUUCUCGGAUAAGAGGAAGAGCAGGGGGUUGCCUGCGGGUUUGGUUCCAAUGAUGGACACUUUUCCAGAAGGAGAUCUGCCUGAAGUAGAGAUACUCAUUGGAGAUAGUACUAAGUUUGGAGAUGCUGCAGCAGCAUCAAAGCCAAUGCCAACAAAAGAAGAUGAUGCUGAUCUCUAUAAGCCAAAGGUUUCCACAUGGGGACUUUUCCCAAGACCAAACAACAUUUCAAAAACAUUUGGUGGUGGAAGAAAUAUACGCCCAGGAGAGGCACUUGAAACAGCGGAGGAUAGGGCUGCUAAAGAAGCACGUACCAGGCAGUUGCUAGCUGCCUACAAGAGCAAAAUUGGCCUGCGUAUUGACCCAAAGUUAAAAAUUGAAUGCGAGGAGGCAUUGAAAGAUGGUGACUCCCUGAUGGAUCUUGGGAAACUCAAGGAAGCUUUACCCUUUUAUGAAGAAGUCAUGGAAAAGUUGGCAUUCCAGACUGAGCUUCAUGGAUUAGCAGCUUUGCAGUGGUCUAUAUGUCAGGACUCACUCAGCAGGCCCAGUGAAGCUCGUGUGAUGUAUGAGAAGCUUCAGUCUCACCCAAAUCCUCAAGUAAGCAAGAAGGCAAAACAAUUUAUAUUCGGCUUCCAGGCAAUGGAAAUGAUGAAGGUUAAAAGCUCUACACUUUCUCCUGCAAGCACCGGUUAUCAAAAAUUUUUUGAAGCAUUUGUUGAAAAGAAAACAAAUUAUCCAGUGCAAGAGGAUGAAUUAGCUGAAGGUGCAUUGAGCAGUACUGUCCCAUAUAUUAUUUUUCUUGUUUCUCCAAUAGUAAUCGUGAUACUAAUUGCUGCUUUAAGGAUCCAAUAA
This is a messenger RNA of Fraxinus pennsylvanica, 1605 nucleotides long. NCBI's taxonomy places the organism in Eukaryota, Viridiplantae, Streptophyta, Magnoliopsida, Lamiales, Oleaceae. The record is from the annotation of a GenBank genome assembly.